Lizanozyma spartinae is the source of this 2127-nucleotide messenger RNA. RefSeq names its product 1,4-alpha-glucan branching enzyme (gene GLC3). Gene Ontology annotation, cellular component: cytoplasm. Gene Ontology annotation, molecular function: 1,4-alpha-glucan branching enzyme activity; cation binding; hydrolase activity, hydrolyzing O-glycosyl compounds. The record is from RefSeq and is a predicted model, not a curated record. The coding region runs from base 1 to 2127 and encodes 708 amino acids. Gene Ontology annotation, biological process: glycogen biosynthetic process. The transcript has 3 exons. NCBI's taxonomy places the organism in Eukaryota, Fungi, Ascomycota, Pichiomycetes, Serinales, Debaryomycetaceae.
AUGAUAACGAAGCAGUUGUAUCAAUUGACUAAUAUGACUGAUCACAAAAGUUUAAUCAAAGGCGCUCUUGAUAUCGAUCCUUGGUUAGAACCUUAUAGUAGUGGAUUAAUUGAUCGUCAGAUUAAGUUUAGAGAUUGGUUAAAGCGUAUCAACGAAGGAGAAGGGUCGUUAUCCAAAUUUGCCAGUUCGUAUGAGACGUAUGGUUUAGUGGCAGACCCCGCUACCAAACGGAUUACCGUGACUCAAUACAUUCCAGAUGUACAACUGGUGAGUUUGGUUGGUGACUUCAACAACUGGAAUGCUGAAUCUCAUCAAUUGAAGAAGGUCAAUGACUAUGGGUUAUGGUCGUUGACUCUUGAACCCACAGACGAGGGUAAUUAUGCCAUUGAACACAAUUCUAAGUAUAAAAUCUCAAUGUUGUUGCCCUCCGGUGAACGUAUUUACCGUUUAGAUCCUUGGUGUCAUCGUACUAUCCCGGAACCCAAAGCUCACGUUUAUGACGGGAGAUUCUGGAACCCGGAACAAUCGUAUCAAUUCAAAUAUAAAAGGCCAAAAAUGCAUGAGGAGGGGAUUAAAAUCUACGAAGCUCACGUUGGUAUUUCAACUCCAGAACCAAAAAUUGGUACUUACAAGAACUUUACAGAAAACAUUUUACCUGUGAUCCAUAAGUUGGGAUACAAUACCAUCCAAUUGAUGGCAGUAAUGGAACAUGCUUAUUAUGCUUCGUUUGGUUAUCAAGUGACAAAUUUUUUUGCUUGUUCUUCCCGUUACGGUACUCCGGAAGAAUUGAAGGAGUUAAUUGAUACUGCCCAUAAAUACGGUAUAAGAGUUUUGUUGGACGUCGUUCAUUCCCAUAGUUCUAAGAAUGUCGACGACGGUUUGAAUAUGUUCAACGGUACCGACCACUAUUUGUUUCAUGGUGGUGGGAAGGGUAACCACGAUUUGUGGGAUUCCAGACUUUUUAACUAUCUGAACUAUGAAACCUUACGGUUUCUUUUGUCUAACUUGAAGUACUACGUCGAUGUAUUCAAAUUUGAUGGGUUUCGUUUUGAUGGGGUUACCUCUAUGCUUUACAAGCAUCACGGGUUAUCUUUUGGAUUCAGUGGUGAUUACAAUGAAUAUUUCAACCCUGAAUGGGUUGAUGAUGAAGCCAUAACUUAUAUGAUGUUAGCCCAUGAAUUAUUGGACGAAAUCGCCAAGAGAGAAGACGCUCAAUUCACUUCUAUUGCCGAAGACGUUAGUGGUAUGCCAACAUUGUGUUUGCCUAUUGCUAAAGGUGGUAUUGGAUUUGAUUAUAGAUUAUCAAUGGCUAUUCCUGAUAUGUGGAUUAAGAUCUUAAAACAUUUACAGGAUGAAGCAUGGGAUCUUGGUAACAUUGUUUUCACCUUAACCAACAGAAGACACGGUGAAAAGUGUAUUUCUUAUGUGGAAUCUCAUGACCAGGCUCUUGUUGGUGAUAAGACAGUUGCCUUUUGGUUAAUGGAUAAAGAAAUGUAUACCAACAUGUCUAUUUUAUCUGAAAACACUCCUAUUAUUGAUAGAGGGAUUCAAUUACAUAAAUUGAUUAGACUUCUUACGUUCUCCUUAGGAGGUGAAGGGUAUUUGAAUUUCGAAGGUAACGAAUUCGGUCACCCUGAAUGGUUAGACUUCCCCAGAGAAGGAAACGGAGAAUCUUACCAUUACGCCAGAAGACAAUUCAACUUAAUUGAAGAUGAUUUAUUAAGAUACAAAUUUUUAUUUGCAUUUGAUUCUGCCAUGCAACAUUUGGAUUCCAAAUAUAAUGUUUUAGACACUCCACAAGCAUAUAUUUCCUUGAAGCAUGAAAUUGAUAAGGUUGUUGUGUUUGAACGGAAUGGUCUCUUGUUUAUUUUCAACCUUCACCCUAAUGAUUCAUUCCCUGACUAUAAAGUAGGAGUUGAGACCCCUGGAUGUUAUCAAAUUGUGUUAAAUUCUGACAGAGAAGAGUUUGGUGGACAUAACAGAAUCCAAGAAGCUGAUUCUAAUGGUAAACCAAUUGAAUAUUUCACUAAUGAUGAUCCAUGGAAUAACAGAGCCAACUCUUUGUUUGUUUAUAUUCCAAGCAGAUGUGCGUUGGUGUUGCAACUCAAAGAUAAGAUCAAGAAUUGA